Messenger RNA from Pecten maximus, 962 nucleotides. RefSeq names its product 15-hydroxyprostaglandin dehydrogenase [NAD(+)]-like. The record is from RefSeq and is a predicted model, not a curated record. Bases 110 to 856 code for a protein of 248 amino acids. Lineage: Eukaryota; Metazoa; Mollusca; Bivalvia; Pectinida; Pectinidae. Gene Ontology annotation, molecular function: oxidoreductase activity, acting on the CH-OH group of donors, NAD or NADP as acceptor. Gene Ontology annotation, cellular component: cytoplasm. The transcript is spliced from 7 exons.
AUUCACCUGUAUGCAGUCUACCGGGGUCAUCUUUCACCGAUAACUUUAGAAGACGAGUCACUUUGGAGUCAGAAAAUCUCAUUUAUUCUCAGACGUUGUUAGAUGUAAAAUGCAGGCUGCUAACAAAGUUGCCUUGAUAACUGGGUCGGGUAAAGGGCUCGGCAAGGCUUUUGCGGGGGCGUUACUCCAACGAGGAGCGAGAGUGUGUUUAUCUGACGUUGAUCCAAAGACACUUCAGAGUACAUAUGACGAAUUCGUGUCUCAGUAUGGACCGGAAAAUGUGUGCAGCAGCCCAUGUGAUGUCACAGUCGAAUCGAACCUUAAAGACGUGUUUUCAAAGACAAGACAGGAUUUGAAAGGCCUAGAUAUAGUCGUCAACAAUGCGGGGAUCGCCGACGAAAGCAAGUGGGACAAAAUGGUGGAUAUCAAUCUGAAAGGCGUGGUUAGUGGUACACUAAUGGCCAUGGAUGGCAUGAAACCAAACAAUGGAGGCAGGGGAGGGAUCAUUGUCAAUGUGGCAUCUAUGGCAGGACUUAUUCCUGUCGCCCAUGUUCCAGCGUACAGUGCAACAAAACAUGGCGUUGUGGCCUACACCAGGAGUUGGGCUAAACAUCCGGAAUCGACAGGUAACAAUAUACGAAUGGUUUGUCUGUGUCCUGCCUAUGCUCAAACUGACAUCAUAAAGAUGCACAAUCGCGCCGCACAAGGCGAAGACCUUGCCAAGGCUUCUAUAAUGGAACUGGGUGUCAUGAGUGUGGACACAGUCGUAACUGCAUUCCUGAAACUUUUGGAUGAUAGAGACAAUCACGGAAAAGCUUUAUCGGUGACAAGGGCGGAAGGGAUGCGAUAUUUUUAGUACAUCUGUGUACAAUAUUACAUCAACAUGUACAACUGUGUACAGUAUUACAUAAACAUGUACAACUGUGUACAGUAUUACAAUAACAUGUACAACUGUGUACAAU